AUGGGUUGGUUCGGCUCAAGCUCCAAGGACGACUCGGGCGUCAAGAAGACAGAAGGCGGUGCAUUCGAGUCGCCAUCGCGAUCCAACCGGAAACAAUGUUACGCUGCACGCGACGCUUUCUUCGAAUGUCUCGACAAGAACAACGUCCUGGAUAGCAUAAAUACAAAGUCUGGUAGGGACAAGGCGGCCAGCUUCUGCUCGUCAUUCGAUCAGGAGUUUGAGAAGAACUGUGCACACAGCUGGGUCGAAUACUUCAAGAAGCAACGAGUCGUAAACUACCAAAGAGAACAGACGAUCAAGAAGAUCGAGAUGCAAGGUGGAGAAAUCACUGCCCCGCAACUACCACUGCCGGGCCAGAACAGAUAG
Messenger RNA from Alternaria ethzedia, 366 nucleotides. RefSeq lists its product as uncharacterized. Gene Ontology annotation, biological process: mitochondrial respiratory chain complex IV assembly. The record is from RefSeq and is a predicted model, not a curated record. The coding region runs from base 1 to 366 and encodes 121 amino acids. Gene Ontology annotation, cellular component: mitochondrial intermembrane space; mitochondrion; respiratory chain complex IV. The transcript has 2 exons. NCBI's taxonomy places the organism in Eukaryota, Fungi, Ascomycota, Dothideomycetes, Pleosporales, Pleosporaceae.